GAGCCGAAGAAUUCCAAUAAGCCGCAGUUGAGAGGCGGGCAAGAUGGCAACCGCCGCUAAGACAGAGAACGGGACGGCGGAGACUGAGGAGCUGGCCGCGCCCCAGGAGCGGAAGCUGGAACGGGAACGGGAGCGGAGCAGAGACUUCCUGCGCGGCCUGGAACUGGUGAAGCAGGGGGCGGAGGCGCGCGUGUACCGCGGCCACUUCCUGGGCCGCCCGGCGGUGAUCAAGGAGCGCUUUCCGAAGCGCUAUCGGCACCCGGCCUUGGACACGCGGCUGAGCCGCCGGCGCACGGUGCAGGAGGCUCGGGCCCUGCUGCGUUGCCGCCGCGCUGGAAUAUUAGCCCCAGUUGUCUUUUUUGUGGACUAUGCCUCCAAUUGCCUAUACCUGGAAGAUAUUGAAGGAUCCUUGACUGUCAGGGACUAUAUUCAAUCAAUUCAGGCCACUGAGACAGAUCCAGAAAAACUCUCCCUCUUAGCAAAAAAGAUCGGGAAGGUUCUGGCACAAAUGCAUGAUGAAGAUGUUAUUCAUGGAGAUCUCACCACCUCAAACAUGCUUCUGAAAAUGCCUACUGAACAGCUAAGCCUGGUACUCAUAGACUUUGGGCUCAGUUUUAUUUCUGCUCUUCCUGAAGAUAAAGGUGUAGACUUAUAUGUCCUAGAAAAGGCCUUCCUUAGCACACACCCCAACACUGAGACACUGUACCAAGACCUUCUAAAAAGUUACUCAUCAGAAUCCAAGAAGUCAGGCCCUGUGCUUAAAAAGUUAGAUGAGAUACGACUGAGAGGAAGGAAGCGAUCUAUGGUUGGAUAGAAGAUUCUGUGGUAGUUCCACAUAGUUCAUUUCCAAAUAAAUUUCCCAGGGAGGCUACCAAAA
Molecule: messenger RNA, 877 nt
Organism: Antechinus flavipes (yellow-footed antechinus)
Lineage: Eukaryota; Metazoa; Chordata; Mammalia; Dasyuromorphia; Dasyuridae
Gene: TP53RK
Product: TP53 regulating kinase
Exons: 2
Coding region: 44-814 (256 amino acids)
Biological process (GO): protein phosphorylation
Cellular component (GO): cytosol; nucleus; EKC/KEOPS complex
Molecular function (GO): ATP binding; protein serine/threonine kinase activity
Source: RefSeq, a predicted model, not a curated record